Messenger RNA from Stegastes partitus (bicolor damselfish), 7186 nucleotides. It is a transcript of the gene plcl2, whose product is annotated as phospholipase C like 2. The transcript has 7 exons. Lineage: Eukaryota; Metazoa; Chordata; Actinopteri; Pomacentridae. The coding region runs from base 539 to 3856 and encodes 1105 amino acids. The record is from RefSeq and is a predicted model, not a curated record. Gene Ontology annotation, molecular function: phosphatidylinositol-4,5-bisphosphate phospholipase C activity. Gene Ontology annotation, biological process: regulation of synaptic transmission, GABAergic; phosphatidylinositol metabolic process; gamma-aminobutyric acid signaling pathway.
AAAACUACGCGCGAGCUCUGUAACGGCCGGAUCGCGGUGUCGGUGGCCGAGCGGAGGGGCUGACCGGCGGGAGGGAGGCGACGGAGGACGGCUCUCGGCUUGUUUGUUCGCCGACCGAAGGCUCGCCGCCGCUCACUGGACUUUGAGACGAAAACUAACUUCAGCCCCGGCUAGCAGGCGGUUAGCUAGCAGAGCUAACUAGCUCGGCUCGGCUCGGCUUCGCGGCAGCUCGGACGCCGAACGGUAGCCCGGCUCCCCCUUCAGCGGCAACUUCCAGGGAGCACCGUCCGUCUCACGGAGGCAGCUCGGGAGAGCGCCAUGCACACAGGACCAGCCCCCGAACCGGACCGAGCUGUGCAGAUGAGACGGCAGGAUUCCGUGCAAACGUUUCAACGAGGCAAUAGGCCAGGCAGGAAAUUGGAGUAAAGCUGAACCAGAAGGCUUCGCUACCCAGCAGCUUGUGUGUCACCGCGAGUGUGUGUGUGUGUGUGUCGUGUGAGUGUGUGUGUGUGUGUGUGUGUGUGUGCUCGAAGUGCCUAUGGCGGAGUUUGGGGAGGACGGCAGCCUGCCUCCAUUGAGUCUCGGGGAUCCGGCCGUGCCCAGCGACGAGGCAGCUGGCAAGACGCAUUGCGAAGUGUCGGUGCUGAAUGGGGACUGUGGGAUAUCGGAGAACAUGGUCGGCUCCGGAUCCGUCGUCGCACCUGGCAGCCAAGCCGACAACACCUCUGUCGGACAGGACGCCAAAUCCGAGAUACCGCGCAGGAGCAGCAUUAUCAAGGAUGGAAGGCAGCGUAAAGAGAGAAAGAAGACUGUCUCGUUCAGCAGCAUGCCCACUGAGAAGAAGAUUAGCAGUGCAAGCGAUUGCAUCAGUGCCAUGGUGGACGGCUCUGAGCUGAAGAAAGUUCGGUCUAAUUCACGCAUUUACCACCGCUACUUUCUCCUUGAUGCCGACAUGCAGUCUUUGAGGUGGGAGCCUUCAAAGAAGGAGUCAGAAAAGGCCAAAAUUGAUGUAAAAUCCAUCAAAGAGGUUCGGACAGGGAAAAAUACAGACACUUUUAGAACUAAUGGAACUUAUGAUCAGAUAUCAGAGGACUGUGCUUUCUCUAUCAUCUUUGGGGAGAACUAUGAGUCCCUGGACUUGGUGGCAAACACUGCAGAUGUAGCCAACAUAUGGGUUACAGGCUUGAGGUACCUGAUCUCCUAUGGGAAACAUACCUUAAACAUGAUUGAGAGCAGUCAGAACAAUAUGCGCUCGUCUUGGCUCGGUGAGCUCUUUGAUGAGGAGGACGGUAACAACAGCAAACAGAUAACAAUAUGUGCUGCUGUGCAGCUGGUCAAGAAGUUGAACCCGGGACUUAAAAAUGUGAAAAUAGAACUGAAAUUCAAGGAGCUUCACAAAGCAAAGGACAAAUCAGGUUCUGACGUGACAAAAGAGGAGUUCAUCGAAGUCUUUCACGAUCUCUGCACCAGACCGGAAAUUUAUUUUCUCUUCGUUCAGUUCUCAAGUAACAAAGAAUUUCUCGAUAGCAAGGACUUGAUGAUAUUCCUGGAGGCAGAGCAGGGAAUGGCACAAGUCAGCGAAGACACCAGCUUAGAGGUCAUUCAGGAAUAUGAGCCGUCCAAAGAGGGCCAGCUCAAGGGUUGGCUUUCUCUCGAUGGGUUCUCCAACUAUCUUAUGUCUCCAGAGUGCCAUAUAUUUGACCCUGAGCAAAAGUCAGCGUGCCAAGACAUGAAUCAGCCCUUAUCCCACUACUACAUCAAUGCAUCCCACAACACAUACCUGAUAGAGGACCAGUUCAGAGGUCCCUCUGACGUGACGGGGUAUAUCCGUGCCCUGAAGAUGGGCUGCCGCAGCGUGGAGCUGGAUGUGUGGGAUGGGCCAGAUAAUGAACCUGUGAUCUACACUGGUCACACGAUGACCUCACAGAUAGUUUUUCGCAGCGUCAUUGACGUCAUCAACAAGUAUGCCUUCGUUGCCUCUGAGUUUCCACUGAUACUGUGUUUAGAAAACCACUGCUCCUUAAAGCAGCAGAGAGUCAUGUUUCAGCACCUGAAGAAGAUCCUUGGAGACAAGAUCCACAUAGAUCCUCCAAAACCAGAGGACUGUUACCUCCCCUCUCCCUCUGAACUGAAGGGGAAGAUCCUGCUGAAGGGUAAGAAACUGAGCACCAACUGCACGGCCUCAGAAGGUGAGGUGACGGAUGAGGAUGAGGGGGCAGAGAUGUCUCAGAGGAUGAGCAUCGAGUCUGCAGAGCAGCAGACUAUCGCACCCAAGAAAUUCCAGCUGUCGAAGGACCUCUCUGAUCUCGUGACCUUGUGUAAAUCUGUGGAGUUCAAAGACUUCCCAACAUCCUUCCAGAGCCAGAAGCACUGGGAGCUCUGCUCUUUCAACGAGGUCUUUGCCAGUCGCUGCGCCAGUGACUUCCCAGGCGAUUUUGUUAACUAUAACAAGAAGUUCCUGGCACGAGUUUACCCGAGCCCCAUGCGGAUCGACUCCAGCAACAUGAAUCCACAAGAUUUCUGGAAGUGUGGCUGUCAGAUUGUGGCCAUGAACUACCAGACUCCUGGUCUGAUGAUGGAUUUAAACAUCGGCUGGUUCCGUCAGAAUGGAAACUGUGGCUACGUGCUGCGUCCGGCAAUCAUGAGGGAGCAGGUGUCAUAUUUUAGUGCCAACACUAAAGAUUCAGUGCCUGGUGUUUCUCCACAGCUCUUACACAUCAAGAUCAUCAGUGGACAAAACUUCCCCAAACCCAAAGGCUCAGGUGCCAAAGGAGAUGUGGUCGACCCGUAUGUGUACGUGGAAAUACACGGGAUUCCUGCUGACUGUGCCGAGCAAAGGACUAAAACCGUCAACCAGAACGGAGACAACCCUCUGUUUGACGAGAGCUUUGAGUUUCAGAUAAACCUCCCAGAGCUCGCGAUGGUGCGCUUUGUUGUGCUGGAUGACGACUACAUUGGCGAUGAAUUUAUUGGCCAGUACACGAUCCCCUUCGAGUGUCUCCAGCCGGGUUUCCGCCAUGUGCCGCUGCAGUCUCUGACGGGGGAAGUUUUACCUCAUACCUUGCUGUUUGUUCAUGUGGCCAUAACCAAUCGAAGAGGAGGCGGCAAACCGCACAAAAGGGGACUGUCUGUACGAAAAGGCAAGAGGAGUCGAGAGUACGCCAGCAUGAGAGUGCUAUUGAUCAAGGCUGUGGACGACGUCUUCAAAACAGCCAUGCUGCCGCUGAGGGAGGCGACAGACCUCAGAGAAAACAUGCAGAAUGCCAUAGUGUCCUUUAAAGAGCUGUGCGGCCUUUCAGCAGUGGCUAACCUGAAGCAGUGCAUCUUGGCCCUUUCCCCUCGACUGACGGGGCCUGACAACAGCCCCCUUCUGGUGUUCAACCUCACUGACCAGUACCCUAACCUGGAGCCCCAAGGCCUGCUACCAGAGGUCCUCAAAAAGGUCGUCACCACCUAUGACAUGGUGAUCCAGACCAGCAAGACACUGCUGGAGAACUGUGAGGGGGUGUAUGAGAGGAUUCUACAAACCCAGAAAGCAGCGAUGGAAUUUCACGAGAACCUCCACGACUUGGCAGUGAAGGAAGGGCUGAAGGGCAGAAAGCUGCACAAAGCAGUGGAGAGCUUCACGUGGAACAUCACAAUACUGAAGGGCCAGGCCGACCUGCUGAAGCAUGCCAGGAGUGAAGUCCAGGAGAACCUGAAGCAGAUCCACUACGCUGCCCUCACCUGUAACCUGAGUAAAGGCGGCGCGGUGGGCGGUUCCUCCGGCUCCUCAGAGUCCAAGAGCAGACGCAGCCUGGAGGCCAUCCCCGAGAAGGCCACCGGGGAGGACGAGCUCACCGACGAGGACAACUGAAGACCCACAGUCCUGGUGCUCCGCUGGCACCCAGACCUCGACUGUUCCUGCCUCCUGAGCUCAAACCCAAAGCUCUCCGCCUGUCCGUCUGUCCUUCACCACUCUGUGUCUUCACGCAGGCGUCAUCGCUCCACACACACCAGUGUUUUCCCACAUUCCACCGUGUACAUUCCUGCAUCCCGAGCACAGCUGUAACCUCUCAAGAGGUUCUGCCUUGUAAUCAUCGAUAACACGCCACCACUAUUCCAGGCACGAGUCGUGCCCCGAGCUCAGUUCACAGAGCGGUCUCAGCCCACGGUUCUUCCACGUCAAAACAAGGUUGGAAAACCAACCAUUUGCUCCACGUCUACUGCUGCCGAGCCUCAGCGUCCCCGAUCACAGACCCCUCCAUCUCCCGCCCCGGUGCAGGAGUGCGUUGCCCUGCUGUCCCUCUUCUGACCCUCGUCCCACAUCUCCCGGGUGAGCCAGGAGAGCCGAGCGAACUACCAGCUACGAGACUGUUGAGACGUCGACCUACUGUUGGAGACGGUGCACUUCUGCUCAGCGGACCAGGUGUCACCAAGCUGACAGAGAAAACAAGGCCUUGGAUUGUUGCAGGAGAUUUCUUAAAGCACAAUUUUCUGGAGCUAUGAAUGUAACAGGACAGAGGAGGAGCGGGAACGAGACGGAAAUGGAAGAAAACAAAGUCAUGAAAGAGAGUACAGAGCUGUUUACAAUACUGAACUAGUCCAUGUUCUCGUCUGCCAAAAUAGUAUGCUAUGUGUAUAUAUGGAGUUUCCUGUUACCUUUUUUCUGCAGAGUGCAUCAUUUUAUUAUUGUAUACUGGGAAAUAUAAGAUUUAUUUUAUAAAAGAUAUAUGUGGAGAAGUUUUAUUAGUCUGUGGACGUCCGAUAAAGAGGUUUGGAGAGACAGAAGGACUGAUGACAGAAUGUAUUCAACUGUUUGUUUGGUGCAAACAACAAAGUCUCAAAAUUCACAACCAGCAGCUGCAUGAAGGGACCCAUGACUCGCUCAGCAACAGUUUGGACACGUGUUCAUGUUUUACCGUUUGGUUUGGGAACAUGUACGCCUUUAUUUUUGGGGCGUGGUCCUUCCAUUUCAAGGCGCUACACGAGUUUUGCCAAAAUCAACUUUGGACUGUUAAACAAAAUGUAUUUGACCAAAACGUCUGCAUUCAUGGUUAGUUUUAGACGUCCGCUACACAUUCAAAGUGCAGGAUUUUAAGAUUUUAGAUCCAAACUAAUUCCACUGAAAUCGGCUGCUGGGCAGAGCAACUGAACACAUCUCACAGGAUGAGAUCUGGACUUUGAAUGGGAGGUCAUGCACAAAAACAAAGACGAUGGUUUCAGUGUAAUCAUGCAGUUUGUGCUGUUCUGUAUAAAGGUGUCUCCCUGUCCCACGGUUAGUCGCUGUUCUAUCCUAAAUCAUUCUGAGAUGUUGUCCAAGGAACCACUGUGCAGGAUUACCAACGCUUCAAACGGCUCGUGGUUCCUGUCGACGAGUAGCAACCCUUUGAUAACCUUUGUCAGAAUUUAAACUCAGGUCUGAGCAGAUUGUUGGGAAGGACUUCAGAGUCAAACGGCUUCACAACCAUUCCUGGUGGCACAAUGAGGAAGGACGUCUGGUUUUAGCGUGGUUUGUCCCACAUGUUGCUUCAGUGAUGCCCGGAUUUGUUUUCCAUUUAUCAGUUCUGUUAUUUAAAGCUGGAGUGCAGGACUUCUACCUGAACAUGAAUGUCACAUGUUACGUUCACACCUGACCGGUUAAUCCCGUCAGCAGCAGGCAGAUAUGUGUGUGUUUCACAGAGUUUUAAAUCUGGUUUCUGUGGUGACACUCCUGCAGAGAUAGCGAUGCGUUUGAUGUCAGUGUGAGCUGAAGAGGGAAGAACCCGUAGCGACGGAACCUUUGUCCACAUGUAGGUGUUCCAGCCUUCUCUCCACAUGCAAACAGACGUACGUCACCGCACAAAGACAUUUAGAAAAACUCCUUCCAGGAUGAAGACAGUCAGUCAGAGUGUUGGCGUGUGGACGGAGAAAACUCAGCUUGUGUUUACGGUUAUCUCUGUUGUUCACACGAAGCGAUCUAGUUCAGCGGUGAGUGUGGCCAGACUAGUGCAGGUGCUAACUUUGCUAACAGGAUGUUUUGUUUCUAUGUUUACACACGAGUGUGUAGUUACGGAAACGUCUGAAUCAGUCACCACGAAUGAGUCCUUCUUCCUCGUUGCUACCAGAACUGGAAAUAGCUUCGAUUUGCCAACUUGCCUGUCGGUGCGACACGCUCUUCCAUUUUCAUAAGGACAGAAUGAAAACAAAAGGAGGAAAAAUACCCAUUUUAAAUUACAUGUGGACGACAGAGGAGGUUACAGGAGUAGGAGCAUCGCAGAAAAGAACAGAAGCAGCUGAUUAAAGUUCCUCAACGUUCAGCAGGAAUAUUACAGCCUGAAAAAGAAAGUGAUCUGCAGUAAUGUUAAGUUAAAUUAGUUCUAGUUAAAACAUUUCAUUUCUAAUAACGGAGACACUUGAACUUGUAAGUAAAAGAAAUGUUUGGUCUGUAUAACAUCAGCACACGGUGAUCUGCAGCCUGUCAGAGGAACAUUAAAUCCACUAAAGCAGCAAAAUUAUUAUUAGAAAAUAUAUAAAAAUGUAUAAAACAUAGUUUGAAAACUUAACUGAUUACCACAAUUGCUGCAGAUGAACCUUUUUCACUUGUUUAACUCACUAAUCUUUGCAGCUCUGUUUGCUGCCUCGAUGAGGGUUUGCAACCGCAGGAGUGGAUCAGAAAGAUGCAGCGAACAAAGUUAGCGCUGCAGGUCCAGAUCAGAGCCUUCAGAGCCUGAAACGAUGCUACGAUGUGCUUAAAAUAGGUUAAAGUGUGAGAUUCCAACAACUCUGUUUACCAGCCGUCUGUCAUUCACGCUCCACGAGUACCGGAGCGUUUACGUAGAAGUGUGUCCCACAGAGCGGUGUGUAUCCUCCAGCCCCAGAGACCAGCACUCAGAGAACAUCCUGUAUCAGCUGCACACCAACUCACAGAAUAAACAUUCAUUAGCUGCAGAUGAGAGGCUCUGCCAGCAACAGUCGCAGGUUCAGCUUCCACCAGCGUUCAGCCCUGAAUGCUGGAUUAAUUUGUCCCUGGUUUUAAAACCUGUCCACACCUCCCGCAGACCCCCGGCGAGACGUCUCUGAGUUCCAGUGCUGUGCCAGUCGACGUGUUUCUAAUUGUUGUUGAGAGGAUGAAAAGUGAAGCAUUUCAACUGUAUUUCAAGUCUCAUCUCUUUACCUGUCAAGCUAAAAGAAAAAGCAACCUCUGAAUAAACAAUGUUGGAUAGAU